Blastomyces gilchristii SLH14081 is the source of this 1473-nucleotide messenger RNA. Its product is annotated as tetratricopeptide repeat protein 1. Bases 154 to 987 code for a protein of 277 amino acids. The transcript is spliced from 3 exons. Lineage: Eukaryota; Fungi; Ascomycota; Eurotiomycetes; Onygenales; Ajellomycetaceae. The record is from RefSeq and is a predicted model, not a curated record. Gene Ontology annotation, molecular function: protein binding.
AUUUAACUAACGACAGGGCUCGAGUUAGUAACUUAGUAACUAUGGAAAAGGAAAGUUUUGCCAACAAAGAGCUUUCACCAUCCUUAGCUACCGUAUCUCUUUUUCAACAUCUAUAAACAAGGGGAAAAAACACUCUUGAAUCCGCUCGAAAGAAUGACUGGUUCAUCUUUAUCCGACAGCGACAAGGAAGAAGUAUUCCACGACGCCCGCUACCCCGCUGAAGAAGAAGCAGACCUCCUAAGCCAAUCCAACACCCAUAAGUCCGAGGCGAACAAGCUAUUCUCCUCCGCCCGCUACUCAGAAGCCAUCACAACCUACGACCGCGCCCUCUCCUUUUGCCCAAACUAUCUAGACUACGAAAUCGCCGUCCUCCGUAGCAAUAUUUCCGCAUGCCACUUGAAGCUGGAGGACUGGAAAGCUGCCGUCGAGGCAGCCACGGCUAGUAUUGACCGCCUAGAUAGAGCGUUGCCACCCCAACCACGAAAGGGAAAGGAGUCGGCGUCUGGGGAGGGCGUGGGUGAUGGAGCCAGUACCAAUGCUAGUGCCAGUGCGGAUAGUAAUGACGUGGUAGAGCUACUAGAUGGUGACGGGGACGAAGAGUCGGAAGAGGCACAGUUGAAGAAACUCCAGGAGGAGGACAAAAGGAAAGAGGAUAUCCAGCGUAUACGCGCCAAGGCACUCAUGAGGCGGGCCAGGGCUAGGAUGGAGUUGGGUGGGUGGGCGAAUCUACAGGGUGCGGAGGAGGAUUAUAAGGAGCUGCUUGCAAUGGGGAAUUUGCCGGUGCAGGAUGACCGGGUUGUGCGAAAGGCGCUGAGGGAGUUGCCUGGUUUGGUGAAUGCGGCGAGAGAGAAGGAGGUUGCGGAUAUGAUGGGGAAGCUUAAGGAUCUCGGGAACGGGAUCUUGAAGCCUUUUGGACUAUCGACGGAUAAUUUCAAGUUCGUGAAGGACGAGAAGUCGGGCGGUUAUAACAUGUCAUUUGAAAAAUAAAGGUACGCGUGGUGUUUGUAAAUGGGCGUUUGUAAAUGGGGCGUUAAAGAGGAGGAGUUUUAAAAUAGAAGGAUUCAUUUUGUCGAACAUUAUAUAUAGUCAUUGAGUUCUCUGAGAAUAUCUACUUGCUCAAGCCAUGAUAUUUAUAGGAAAAAAUCCGGGCUUGCUGCACCAACGCAGGUUUUUAUCACGCAGAGCCACUUCUCAUGCUUGCUGUCCUUUUGCGAAAUACAUCGUUGGGAAAUGGAGCCUUUCGUUGAUAGAAUAAGAUCUUCAGUUUAUUUCAGAGGCGCGAGAGCUGCAUUGUUUACAAGGCGAAUUCCCAUGACAGCUGUAGUAAUAUCGUACGUAGGUCCUUCUCUACAUAGAAGAGCGUUACCUAUCGUCCUCCGGGAGGACAUGCUGGUACACACCACCGCGCUUUAUCCAGGAUCAACUAAAUCUUCUGCUGAGGUACUAUAUACUCAAAGGCUAGCAAAACCAGAG